This is a messenger RNA of Maylandia zebra (zebra mbuna), 3089 nucleotides long. The record is from RefSeq and is a predicted model, not a curated record. NCBI's taxonomy places the organism in Eukaryota, Metazoa, Chordata, Actinopteri, Cichliformes, Cichlidae.
AGACAUGUCAGCUGCCAACAAUCUGAGAUCUGAAAAUCAGUUUCUGUGCUCCAUCUGUCUGGAUGUGUUCACUGAUCCAGUCACUACAUCAUGUGGACACAACUUCUGCAAAACCUGCAUCAGUCAGCACUGGGACAUGAAUGUCAUCUGUAAGUGUCCCUUGUGUAAAGAGACUUUCUACACUCGACCUCAGCUGAGGGUCAACACCUUCAUCUCUGAGAUAGUUGCUCAGUUCAGACGUGAAGCUCAGCAGAAAGCCAGCAGCAGCAGCUCAGAGCAACAAGCUGCCAAACCAGGAGAAGUUCCCUGUGACGUCUGCACUGGAACCAGACUGAAGGCCCUGAAGUCCUGCCUGGUGUGUCAGACCUCCUACUGUCAGACUCACCUGGAGCCUCAUCUGACAGUGAAACGUCUGAAAAGACAUCAGCUGAUUGUUGCUGUGGAGAACCUGGAAGGCAGGAUGUGCAUGAAGCACGAUAAACUCCUGGAGCUGUUCUGUAAGACCGACCAGACAUGUGUCUGCAUGCUCUGCUCUGCUUUAGACCACAAGAACCACGAGUUUGUUCCUCUGAGAGAAGAAUAUGAAGGAAAGAAGGCAGAGCUGGAGAAGACAGAGGCUGAGAUUCAACAGAUGAUCCAGAAGAGACGACUGAAGAUUCAGGAGAUCACAGAGUCGGUGAAGAUGAGUAAAGAUGCUGCAGACAGACAGAAAGCAGAAGGUGUUCAGGUCUUCACGGCUCUGAAGGAGUCUGUUGAGAGACGCCUGAAGGAGCUCAUGAAGGAGAUCGAAGACAAACAGGAAGCUACAGAGAAACAGGCUGAAGGUCUCAUCAAAGAUCUGGAACAGGAAAUCUCUGAGCUGAUGGAGAGAAGCUCUGAGGUGGAGCAGCUCUCACGCUCUGAAGACCACCUCCACCUCCUCCAAAGCUUCUCCUCCCUGAAAGCUGCUUCACCCACCAAGGACUGGACAGAGGUCAGAGUCCGUCCACCAUCAUAUGAGGGGACUGUGGUGAGAGCUGUGGAGACACUGGAGGAGACACUCUGGAAAGAUAUGAAUGAGCUGUUUGAGGCGGAGCUGCAGAGGGUGCAACAGUAUGCAGUAGAUGUGUCUCUGGAUCCUGAUACAGCACAUCCUUAUCUCAUCCUGUCUGAUGAUGGAAAACAAGUGAAGUAUGGUGAUGUGAAGAAGAAACUUCCAGACAAUCCAGAGAGAUUUUCUCCAUGUCCUAAUGUUUUAGGAGAGCAGAGUUUCUCUUCAGGCAGAUUUUACUUUGAGGUUCAGGUUAAAGGAAAGACUAAAUGGGAUUUAGGAGUGGCGAGAGAGUCGAUCAACAGGAAGGGAAACAUCACAUUGAGUCCUCAGGAUGGUUUCUGGAUUGUGAGGUUGAGAAAUGGAAAUAAGUACAGUGCUUGUGCUUCACCUCCAGUCCGUCUCUGUCUUCAUCCUGGUCCUGAGAAGGUGGGGGUGUUUGUGGAUUAUGAGGAGGGUCUGGUCUCCUUUUAUGAUGUAGGUGCUGCAGCUCUGAUCUACUCCUUUACUGGCUGCUCCUUCACUCACAAACUCCACCCAUACUUCUGUCCCAGUAACAAUGAUGGCGGUAAAAACUCUGCACCUCUGAUCAUCUGUCCUGUAAAUCAAACUGAGUUGAUAAACGACUGAUUUUAUUUGAUGAACUGAUUGAUUUUUAUUGAGGAGAACAAAUGAACAUAUUGAGCAUAAUACUCUCCAUGUUUUCUAUAGAAUCUGAUUAUCAGGACUCUGACUUUGAUCUGAUUCUCAUGGAAUUUGACGCAAACAGAAGAAAAGUUGAAUCAGGAAAUGUUCCUACUAAUGGAGACUCAAGCUGAAGAAUCAUGUGUGGGUGUUAUACGGAGCAUUCAGUUUUCAGCUGAGGGGAGUUGGAUAAAAAGUGGUUUGGUUAUUUUGGGUCUGUGAGGAUUUUUGAUGUGUUUACUGAAAACUGAUAAGACGGGAUAAUAUUCAAAGAGUGGUGGAGAAAGGAGAAGGUGAAGUACAGACUGCUGCAUCCUUCUAGUCACAUAAUUUUGAUGUGAUGAUUAUAUUUCCAUGUUCUGAUGAUUUGGUUUAAAGAUAAACAUAGAGUUGGAAAAUGGCUGCAAUCACAGCAUGAAUGAGAAGCUGAAGGCUAUAUUUGUACUUGUUUUGUCCACUAAACUUUGUCUUUGCUAUGCCUCUGCUUGUUUAUAUGAGUAAUGAGCCUGAUGGCCUUUUGUAACAGUUACAACAUUUGCACUGGCUAUUAUAAUCUCCUAGGGUGUAACUCCCUCUCCCCGCAUGUGGCAUUGUCAUCACCCUUUACUUACAUUUAUGUUUUCCGCCUUCAUGCUGCUACAUUUGGUUAAUUAGCGCUUCUAAAUUUCCUGUAGUCCUGAAUGGUUAUGUGUCUCUCUCUUGACCUGUCCACGGCAGAGAGCAAGCUUGGGUGAGCUAGUGUUGAACAUCUACACCUGCAGGAGCCUUAUUAAGACUUAUUGUUCAUUCUCCUGCCAGUGGUGGAGGAGACUUCUUUACUUUCUUUCGGUUGAAGAAGAGGCCUCGCAGUCCGGCUGUCUCACUGAUGACAUUGAGGGAUUAGCGGCUGCCAUCUAUUCCAGACCUCGAGUGUUUGAAUCUAAGUACUCACACACAUGUUCACAUUCAGUGCUGUGCAUUUUCUUUAUUUGGCUGGACAGCUAUCACAAUUAUUUUCUCAUUCACAAAGAGUAUACAAAGACAUUUUGGUUAGUACCAAAUAGACACACUCUGAUUACGGACUGAGGAGGCUGCAGUUUUGCAACCCCAGGACUGAGAAGAAGACUCUAUAAAUACCAUACUCACAUAUCUCCAGGCUAAGAGAAGGGUAAUUGAUGCAAAUAUUUUCUUUUCAUCUUCUAAUCUUUGUUUAAACUUUAUUCCAAGAGAACUGUAAGUUGUUCAGGUUGUAAACAUAUUCACCUAGAUCAUCUUACAAUGCUGAUAUUGCAGCCAUUCCCCAACUUUCUGUGAAUGGUACUCAUGGCCAUUGGACAAUGGACUUUCAUCAGUAAUUGUAGAUCAAUGGUCAUGAGAAUUUGCAUAUUAAUGAUCA